Dendroctonus ponderosae (mountain pine beetle) is the source of this 2170-nucleotide messenger RNA. RefSeq names its product endonuclease/exonuclease/phosphatase family domain-containing protein 1. The record is from RefSeq and is a predicted model, not a curated record. The coding region runs from base 326 to 1966 and encodes 546 amino acids. The transcript has 6 exons. Gene Ontology annotation, cellular component: plasma membrane. Gene Ontology annotation, biological process: DNA repair. Gene Ontology annotation, molecular function: DNA binding. NCBI's taxonomy places the organism in Eukaryota, Metazoa, Arthropoda, Insecta, Coleoptera, Curculionidae.
AGCCCCUAAUCAGCUGAUUGUCAAGUCGCUGACAUAACCUACAAGGUUCGAUUUCGUUAAAAGAUAAUUGUAUCUAAACGAUACUACAGUAAAAUGUAUGACGAAAUCUCUGAGUAGUGCAGUACCAAAUUGUCUCUUUGUAGCAAAUGACCGAAGGUUAGCAGUUACAGUUACGUGGGAAAUCACUCACAAACAAGAGGCCCCCGUGUUGUGGUGAUGGUGAUAGUGGAAAGUUUAAGUGUAAAUUAUUGUGAUGCGACGAGGAAUUAAAUCAAUCAGUACCUAGUUAAAGAGGGUCAAAAGUCAUCACAGCCUGCAGAGUUAAAUGGUUUUAAAUCUACAUGCGAUGGGUAACAAUUCCAGUCUGCCCAAGGGGCGUCGGAAAUCUCUACGGUCUUUUGUUAGAAGAUCGUACAGCAGGCCCGGUCUUAGUCAUACAUUCACAGUUCCCGACAUUGACGAGCAAAUGGAACUGUUGAACAUCAACAUAGCUACAGAGGAGGAACUGAUGACCCUGCCUGGUGUUAACAGGGAAAUUGCCAAAAGUAUUGUGGACCACCGGAAGGCAAUUGGGAGGUAUCGAAAGGUGGAAGACCUGGCAUUAGUUAAAGGGAUCGGGGCCCUGAAACUGGAAAUAAUGAAACCGGAGAUUUGUGUAUCUAUAAGGCGCAAUCAGAGCAUCUCAUCUAGGGCUCCCAGCUAUGACAGCCUUAGAAGCACAGAUUCCAGGAUAACAACGAGAUCAGCUAGAUUAGUGAAUAUUAAUAAGGCCACUGUCUUUGACCUACAGAGCGUGCCAGGGAUCACUCAGGAAAUUGCUGCCGGAAUUUUAACACAUCGCAACAAAAAAGGGCACUUCAGAAAGAUUGAUGAUUUGCUUAAAGUAAAACACAUCAGUCGAAUGCGCCUGGAUAACAUAUCGAAAUAUUUGACUACUGAAGACAGUGAAGAUAACAUAAGUGAGUCUUCAAUAUCAAGGCCCAGUAUACUUACUAAUGGAUUCGUAUCAACUCAACAUACCAAUGGGCGAUUUAAUAGACCGUCAUUCAGAGGUCAUGUUCCUAACGGCCUCACUCCUUCAACCACUUUUGAUAUUUUCGAACUGUUAUCGACUUAUUCGCCGCGUCCAAUUUUGAGUGAGGUGUUUAAAAAUUCAAGAAAUGGUGAGGCCGCUGCUAGAAUCGGUUCCUGGAACUUGCACAAAUUCACCCAAGACAAAGCCACCAAUUUGGGAGUGAAGGAAGUGAUUUGCCGGACUAUUUUAGAAAAUGGAUUAUCCUUGCUAGCUGUUCAAGGGAUUAAGGAAGUAAUCGCUUUGAAAACGAUAUGCGAAGAACUGAAUAAGCCCACUUUACGAAGGGUGGAGGAAUGGAAGGAGAACAGUCAAAAUUGGAAUUUUUGCAUGCUUGAUGUGCAUGAUUCACAGUUAGGGUUUAUCUACGACUCUGGAAAUCUCGCCCAUAUUGAGUUGAGGAACUUAUUGGGAAAUCCGGAAGAGACACAAAGCGAAUGUGAUGCUUUGAUUGCGCACUUUUUAAUCGGCGAUAUCAAUCUACAAUUGGUCAAUUUGGCUUUGAAAGUCGGAGCCAAUAUCGCACUGUUAAACGAAAAAAUCGCCGAUCUUAUCAGUGAAGAAGAAACGGUGGUCCUUUGUAUUGAUUUGGCCAAUUUUCAUGAAUCCGACGAUUCAGCGUUAACAUUGGGAGGUUUAACGCCCAUAUUCCCAAGCAGCACAAAUACACAGUUUCCUGCUUUAAAAGCGGGUUACCAUUCUAGUCACAUAUCAAAUAUACUGGUAAAUGCACAAAUCAAACAAUAUUUAACUGGUUACAAAAAUAUCGUCAGUAAAGGAAUUACGCAUCUGGCCAUCCCGAAUGGAUGGUCGUGGGGUGGACCAGUCUCAUCCAACUGUCCGAUCUGGAUGGAACUAUUCAUUGCUAGGAAGUCUGAGGAUAGUAAUUUGUGAUAUUUGCUUUUAUCACUUGUGGUUAUUGUUUUGUUCGAUAUUUUAUUUGUAUUGUAAAAAAUGUGUGGUGUUUUGUUAUGUGGUGAUUGUCAGGCAGUACAAAUUGGUUGUUAGUGUAAAUAGAGUAAAACGUUUUGCUUCCCGGCCAUUAAAGCUACUGUAUUUUAGUGAAUAAAUUAGCAGAGGUUCAUUUAUUUUCAACAA